Messenger RNA from Cotesia glomerata, 898 nucleotides. It is a transcript of the gene Spase22-23, whose product is annotated as signal peptidase complex subunit 3. Gene Ontology annotation, biological process: protein targeting to ER. Gene Ontology annotation, cellular component: signal peptidase complex; membrane. Bases 240 to 779 code for a protein of 179 amino acids. The record is from RefSeq and is a predicted model, not a curated record. The transcript is spliced from 5 exons. NCBI's taxonomy places the organism in Eukaryota, Metazoa, Arthropoda, Insecta, Hymenoptera, Braconidae.
AAAAAAAAGAUAAUAAUAAUAAUAAUAAAGUAAAACACACGUUUCAAUAAAUACAACUUACCUAAAUGUUGAAUUGAUGACGUUGGUAAAUUUUAUUCAAUAGUUAACCAAACAAAUAAAUUAUUAAUCCGCCAAAUGUUGGAGAAAUUCCUCUGAAUUUUUUUCACGAGCAUCUUGAUAAGUAAAUACGUAAUAGGGUUAAUUAUUAUUAUAAAAAUAAAUUAAUUAAUUAAUUAAACAUGCAUACUGUGUUCACGAGAGCAAAUGCAAUUCUGGCAUACACGGUAAGUGUCGCCGGUUUCCUGACAUUUUUCUGUUUCCUGUCGACUGUGUUCCUCGACUACCGUGCAGUUGCUAAUUUAAAUACUGUCAAAGUAGUCGUGAAAAAUGUUCCAGACUACAGCGCGUCCAGGGAAAGAAACGAUCUUGGAUUCUUGACGUUUGACCUGCAAACUGAUCUCACUCCGCUGUUCAAUUGGAAUGUCAAACAGCUGUUCCUUUAUUUGACGGCUGAAUAUCAAACUGAAGCGAAUCAUAUUAACCAGGUUGUACUGUGGGAUAAAAUAGUUCUCCGUGGUGACAAUGCAGUCCUCGAUUUCAAAAAUGUAAACACUAAAUAUUAUUUCUGGGAUGACGGUAAUGGUCUCAAGGGCAACCAAAAUGUGACAUUAACGUUGUCGUGGAACAUAAUACCGAAUGCUGGAUUAUUACCUAGCGUAAAUGCAUUUGGGUCUCAUACAUUUGCAUUCCCACCAGAAUAUACAACUAAUAAACUUUAAAUAAAUAAUUCGUACAUUAUUGCAUAAUUAAUAUUAAUUAAUUAUAUUAUUAAAUACUUAUGCAUUUAAAUUCUGUCUGUACAUUUAUAUCAAUAAAAUUUUUAAAGAUAAUUAUUUUA